Molecule: messenger RNA, 1209 nt
Organism: Rotaria sordida
Lineage: Eukaryota; Metazoa; Rotifera; Eurotatoria; Philodinida; Philodinidae
Source: the annotation of a GenBank genome assembly
AUGAACAGUUCUGAACGUGACAUCAUUGAUUUUCAUCAUUCUCGACCAUGGCGACCAAUCGUUAGACGAAGUGCAAUUUUUAUUAGUAUUAUAUUUGCUUUAGUUUUCUAUCAUCUUUUGUUUUCAUUUCAAAAUUUGAAUGCAGUUGUAUUACCAUCACGUGAAUUUAUCUUAGGUACACCGAGAACUGUUGAUUCAUCACUGACGAUUACUUCAUUACAAAACACUACUAGUCAUGUAUCUACUGAAUUUGAAUUACCUAUUUUGUGCAUUUUCGGAGUUCGUUCAUCAGAUGGAGCAUUUGGAAAUCGAAUGUUUCUCUUUGCCAGUGCCUUUGGAUUGGCUCGUAUUCAUGCAUGUCAUUUGUAUAUAUCUUCGAAGAUUAUUUUUGACCUUCAAUCAACAUUUAAAUUAAAUCUAAAUCAAACAUCAGUAAAGUUAUUGAAAAAUCUAGCAGAAUUCGAAAAUCGAACCGAUAUUUUUCAACGAUAUAGUGCAUGCACAUUAUUCGAUGAUCUAUUCAAAAUACCAUUAAAUCCAAAUUUUACUCGAUACGAACUUAUUGGUUUUUAUCAAGCUUUCGGCUAUUUCGAUCGAUUUCGUCAGGAAGUUGCUCAAUUGUUUGAAUUUAAUAGUCAAACAAUCAAAUAUAUCAUACCAUUUGUUGAACAACUUAUUCAAUCUAUUUGGAAUUAUUCAAUCAAUUUCAAUCACACUAAUACCGAAGUUACACAUACUACACUCAAAUCAUUUCUUCUUCAUCCACCUGCUCCAUUGAUACGUAUGACUUGGAUCGGUGUACAUAUUCGUCGUGGAGAUUUUUUGACGUUCUUUAAAAUCGACACAAGUCUUUCUUAUCUUAGUUCUUCGAUGGACCAUUAUCGUCAGCGAUAUCGUAAUUGUCGAUUUUUGAUUGCAUCCGAUGAUAAGACUUAUGUUAAAGAACAUUUCGGUAAAAUUCCUGAUGUUUUUAUUACACCAUCGACAUUUUUUCAUGGUCAUGAUUUGGCUGCUUUGGCUCUAUGUGAACAUUCAAUUUUAACUGCUGGAACUUUUAGUUGGUGGAGUGCAUGGUUAGCUGGUGGAAAUGUAAUACAUGAUCUCAAUUAUCCAGUACCAUUUCAAAAAUGUGAUAAAGAAUCGUAUUUCCCUCCUUGGUUUCUUUUUCCUUACAACAGUUCAAGCAAACGAUGGGAACCAUCAUCAUAA